AUGUCUUCCUUUGAGUUAUCGACUCACAUUUCGGGACAGGGUGCAAUGGCUGCAUCAUGGCGGGGUAUUCAAGGACUAUCUGAGCUGAUCGUUCUUGACGAGAUUAUCAAUCGUCUCAAAAACGCUCUCAAACCUUCGGUUGAUUUACUACCAGCGGAUGAUUUUGAUAUGAUAUGGGGAACAAGUACUGGAGGCAGAAGCAAUCAGAUGAGAGCAAUGGAAAAAUGUGCUAGGCUUAAAUAUGGGAAUGGUCAUGGCAACGACAGGAUGCUUAUGGACGAAGAAGAGAGCUCAAAAUUUAGUGGUCGAGACUCUGGACCUUUUGAACAAACCGAAAAUGAUGGUGGGAAGCGAGUCAUAGAAACUGGAAUUAUCAAAUUAUGUCAACAAGGUUUGAGUGUCAAUUCCUUGCAAGAAGAAAAGCUACGAUAA
This is a messenger RNA of Botrytis porri, 432 nucleotides long. RefSeq lists its product as uncharacterized. NCBI's taxonomy places the organism in Eukaryota, Fungi, Ascomycota, Leotiomycetes, Helotiales, Sclerotiniaceae. The transcript has 4 exons. Bases 1 to 432 code for a protein of 143 amino acids. The record is from RefSeq and is a predicted model, not a curated record.